Racocetra persica is the source of this 312-nucleotide messenger RNA. Lineage: Eukaryota; Fungi; Glomeromycota; Glomeromycetes; Diversisporales; Gigasporaceae. The record is from the annotation of a GenBank genome assembly.
AUGUCUGUUGCCGAAAAUCUUGUUAAUAACCCGGAACAUGUAGCACCAGACCGAGUUGCUCAUGUUACUCAACAAAGUUCAACUGCACUUGAGGGUGUUGGUGCAAAUCCACCAAUUCCACAAAAUCCAAUUGAUGAAUCCACGGAAAAACAAUCUACGGUGAAAGAAGCUGUAAGUGAUGCUAUUAACAAGACUAUUGAUGCCGUCAAAGAGACUAUUGAUAACAUUGUAGGCGUCAAAACAGAUACUGACAAAAAAGCUGAUGAUUCUAAAACAAAUGGCGAAUCUAAAGAGGAUGAAAGAAAAUCAUAA